AUGAGAUUUUCCGCCGCCCUUUCCGUGGUAAUACUCGCUUCAACAGCUUGUGCCGCACCAGUCGACACGGAACAACAUCCCUUAGCGUCCCCGCCACAUGUCUCCAAGGCUCCCGCAGUUGCGGCUGCCGCGGCAGCCACACCGGAGACUAGCAGCAGCAGUACAUCGCCGGCAGCCAACAUCAUCGCAUCCGCUUGGAAACAAAUCUUUGGCGACAAGGAAGGAGAGGAGGAUCCAAACCUGGGAAGGGCAUGCUUCUGCGCCAACGGGUCGAUUUGCUGUAAUACUUCGGAAGGACUCGACUGCACACAAGGCUUGUGCGGGUUAUAA
Colletotrichum acutatum is the source of this 330-nucleotide messenger RNA. RefSeq lists its product as uncharacterized. The record is from RefSeq and is a predicted model, not a curated record. NCBI's taxonomy places the organism in Eukaryota, Fungi, Ascomycota, Sordariomycetes, Glomerellales, Glomerellaceae. Bases 1 to 330 code for a protein of 109 amino acids. The transcript has a single exon.